UUAGACACACAACAAGCAGCCCAGGGCACUUACACAACCCACUGUGUAUUUCCGUGUUACUUCCUUGUUCUGUCUUAUCUUUGGUAUUUUUCUGGAGAGAAUGUGUAGACAGCGGUAAUUUUUGGGGGAUUCGGCUACUUAUCAAUGCGAGCGACAGAUACGCAUAAUAAUUGUUUUCUUUAGAUCCCCGCCUUGCGGUUACUGAUUCGUCAAGACCCGCUGAGGUGAUCAGGAGCUGUAGGACUUCUUCACCCCAGUACUUCUCGUCGAUGGCAGACUCCCGAGAAAGACGGAAAACCGGCGAAGAUGAGCCUCAGGGUGCAGUCGGGGGUGAAGAUGUCAUCGACGACAGAAUUAUGGAACAAGGAGCUGUUGUUUUAAGAGGGUAUGUCAUAGAGAGGGUCAGUGCAGAAAACCCAGAGAGACGUUUGACUCCAGAGGACCUUGGUGGCAGACCCAACGAACUAGAGGACCACCAAGUCAAAGAAGUGGUACAACAGCUGCUGCUGAUCGCUGAUGACCUGAACAGAAAUGCUGAGCUACAACACCUAAUAAGCACAGUCCAGGUAAACUGUGUCCAGGAUGUGUUCUUCUCAGUGGCCAGGGAAAUCUUUGCAGAUGGUAUCAACUGGGGCAGAGUGGUCUCCCUGUUUCACUUGGCCUACAAGCUUAUUUACAAGGUAACACAGGCACUGACACAGAACCACUUAGAAAUCAUCAAGAAGGUUAUUAGCUGGGUAUUACAGUUCAUCAGGGAAAAUGUCUCCGCUUGGAUCCGACAGCAAGGAGGAUGGGAGGCGGUUGUUAGCACCGUGUCACAUUGGCGUACUGUGUCGCUUGUGGCUGCAGUGGCUUUCGUGAUGGCCGUGGUUUACUGGAGGAAAACACGCUGACAUCAUCUCAGGAAGUGCCCUUGGUGAAAUCAAAGUGCCCUUAAAAUGUGGACAGUUCUCUAGGAAGACAGGUUAAUGUGUUAUGUCCUGUGCAGUUGAUUUGACUUUGGGGCACAGGUGACCUAGUAAUCUUUAUUUUUAUAUGUGUAUAUAUAUAUAUAUAUAUAUGAUGAAUUGAUCUGAAAAGGGAGAGUCAGGGGCUUUUUGGUACAGUACUCCAAACUGAGCAAGUAUUUAUUAGUACCAAUGUGAAACAGAAUUUUUCUAUUGCUCAAAAAAUAACCUUGUAAGGUGUUUUAUUGGACAUUAGAUGUUUUAUUGAAUCCCAAAUCUUCUAUUGAUUUGGAAUUAAAAGUAAACCACUACUAUUUUUUCACAGCUCUAAAUAGGUAUUAUAUAGAGUGGUGCAAAAAAGUAUUUAGUCAGCCACCAAUUGUGCAAGUUCUCCCAC
Molecule: messenger RNA, 1344 nt
Organism: Oncorhynchus tshawytscha (Chinook salmon)
Lineage: Eukaryota; Metazoa; Chordata; Actinopteri; Salmoniformes; Salmonidae
Product: apoptosis regulator BAX-like
Exons: 6
Coding region: 270-893 (207 amino acids)
Biological process (GO): release of cytochrome c from mitochondria; extrinsic apoptotic signaling pathway in absence of ligand; intrinsic apoptotic signaling pathway in response to DNA damage
Cellular component (GO): mitochondrial outer membrane
Molecular function (GO): protein heterodimerization activity; channel activity; protein homodimerization activity
Source: RefSeq, a predicted model, not a curated record